This is a messenger RNA of Colletotrichum orchidophilum, 1590 nucleotides long. RefSeq lists its product as uncharacterized. The transcript is spliced from 3 exons. The record is from RefSeq and is a predicted model, not a curated record. NCBI's taxonomy places the organism in Eukaryota, Fungi, Ascomycota, Sordariomycetes, Glomerellales, Glomerellaceae. The coding region runs from base 1 to 1590 and encodes 529 amino acids. Gene Ontology annotation, molecular function: DNA-binding transcription factor activity, RNA polymerase II-specific; zinc ion binding. Gene Ontology annotation, biological process: regulation of DNA-templated transcription.
AUGGUCUACUGCGGCAAGGCCUCUCAGGGCUGCCAAAACUGCCGAACCCGUCGCAUCAAGUGCGACAAGGUGAAACCCGAAUGUUCACAAUGCAUACGCGUGGGCAAGAAAUGCCCUGGGUAUCGAGACCAACUAUCGCUCAUGUUCCGCGAUGAAAGCACCAAAGUUAUCAAGAAAGCCCAUGCCCAGUGGGGAGUUGCCGACGGCCCUGAGAAUUCUGAGCGUGCUUCGACGUCGACUGCUCCGUCACCCCCUGCUUCUUUGCCCUCUCACAGCCGGAAGGGAACGCCAAACAGUACGAGGGCUGCAUCACGAUCGGGAGCCGCAAACGCACCAUCGCCAGCCUCAAGCUCGGCAUCCAUUUCCGCUUCGCCGUCAAUAGCGUACCGCUCGGCAUGCUCCUCAUCACCUCCAGCACUCCCAGCUGUCAAAGAUGAACACAACCGCGAGUCCAGCCCUCCGACGCUGCAGAUUGGCCCCACUAUCGAGGAACAGGGCGUGCAGUUUUACGUCAAUAGGUAUUUGAUAGGACAUCCGGAUGAACCCAAAACCGGCCGAGACUUGAACACUGAGGGUUGGAUAUGGCAUCCAGCAGUACAGGACGUCAUGUGCGCUGUAGGCCUUGCUGGCCUGCACAAUCUGACUGGCAAUACCGAAAUGAUGGCGACCGCGCGAGAGAAGUACGGUUCAGCACUGCGACAUACCGGAAAGCUGAUCCGACCUCCGCAUACACCAAGCAUCGAUGUGACGAUGAGGGCCGUGGUGGCCCUCGCCAUGUUCGAGUUCAUACCUCUACACGUUGCUGGCAUGCCCAUGCCACCGGAUUUUUACGACUGGGUAUCUUACGGUUCGCGACUCCAACUGCCUAUUGACCGCCCAUCGACCGACCUAGCCGUUCUGAUUGCUCGAUUUGUGGAAAUAUCGUCAUUCAUUCACAACCAUGUUAUCAGUGACGGAAAAUCAAAAACGGCCAGCGUGAUCCAGCAGCUUCUGGACCUUGACAAUGACUUGGCAUCGUGGGAGAGAGGGUUGGAGGGAGACUGGAUUUAUCGCACCGUCUAUGCCACCCACUUCCCACCGAAAGCGGUAUUUGAGUGCGAAUACCACAAAUACCAUGACGUCUGGACCGCGCGAAUUUGGAAUUACUAUCGUUGGUCACGGAUCUUGGUUAACCAGAAUCUGCUGGAUCUGACGAAUAAGAAUCCCGUGUCUAGUCUAUCGCUGGUAUCAGCGGCUGCGCGGGAUAAAUUUCUGGAGAUGAUCCGACACUUGGCGAGGGAUAUUCUAGCGAGCGCGCCGACGCACUGGCGACAUCCGGCUCUGGACGGUCCGGCGCAGAUAACAGUAGAAAGCCCCGGCGGAGGAGGAGCUGGAUCAGCAGGACUGCCGGCGUUGCUAUUCCACCUGAAAGUUGCGGGCUGCGCUCCUGGCGUGCCCAAAGAGUACUGGGAGUGGGCGCUGGGGGUCAUCCAAACGAUUUGGAGUGACAUGGGGAUGUUGCACGCGCGAUCGAUGAUGGAAGCCAUGCGAGCGCACGAAGACACGGUGCUGAGGACUGGCGCAGCAGGAAUAUUGGCAGAUGACUGGUAG